AUAUAUAUAUAUAUAUGAUCAUGGUGAUGACGACGAUGAGAGAAGGGAGGGAAGUAUUAAUAAUUUCUCUCCGAUCUUCUUUUUCUUUCCUUUCUCCUUGUUCUUCUCUGUUUGCAGUUGUUCUCCAUUGAAGCCUGCCUGGAUUUCCUUGGCUGCUCUUACCUCUGCAUCAGCUUCAAUCCUGCCCUGCCCUGCCUCUGUUUCCAUUACUGCUUUUCCUCUGUAGAAUUCCACCGAAACAGAGCUCCAACUACAGGCAGCUCUGAAAAAACCAACAAACCCUUUGUUUCAUUUUCGUCAUUCUGCGCCUUCUUUAUUCCUAUGUUGGAAAGCAAUCAUCGAAACUAGAGGAAGAAAAGACAGAGAACCCAGAAAUUGGAAAUGAAGUACACAUGGAAAUCGAUGAUCUGCGGGUGCUCCACGAACAGAGAGACGAGCCCGCUGCCGGAAUUCGAGGAGAUGAUGAUGAACGAAGAAGCUGAAGAGGAAGAGGAGGACAAGGAAAAGGAGAAGAAGGAGAAGGUUCUGAAACAGACGGCUUCCUUCACGAGACUGUCCCUGUCCGAUUUCAGCAACCCGAAAGUGGCGCUGUGUAUGGAGGACAUCUCGAAUUCCUUGGUCGGGGGUUCGAAGCUGUACGUUUUCUCGUUCGCGGAGCUGAGAGUGAUGACCCAGAACUUCGCCCGGAUUAAUCUGCUGGGCGAAGGCGGGUUCGGCCCCGUUUACAAAGGGUUCGUCGACGACAAGCUCAAGCCUGGGUUGAAGGCCCAGCCGGUCGCUGUCAAGUCGUUGGAUUUGGAGGGGCUGCAGGGCCACAAGGAGUGGAUGGCGGAGAUCAUCUUUCUGGGACAACUGCAGCAUCCGCACCUGGUGAAGUUGAUUGGGUACUGUUACGAGGAAGAACAGAGGGUGCUGAUUUACGAGUACAUGCCACGGGGAAGUCUGGAGAAUCAGCUCUUCAGAAGAUACACUGCUACGCUGCCAUGGUCAACAAGGAUGAAGAUUGCCAUUGGAGCAGCCAGAGGUCUGGCUUUCCUCCACGAAACAGAGAAACCUGUCAUCUACCGCGAUUUCAAAACUUCCAACAUACUCUUGGACUCCGACUACACGGCAAAACUAUCCGACUUCGGAUUGGCAAAAGAUGGCCCGGAAGGAGAAGAGACGCACGUCAUCACCAGAGUGAUGGGCACACAGGGCUACGCAGCACCUGAGUACGUCAUGACAGGUCACCUCACGACGAUGAGCGACGUGUACAGCUUCGGGGUCGUGCUGCUGGAACUGCUGACGGGGAAGCGGUCCAUGGACGACGCGAGGCCGUACAGGGAGCAGAGUCUAGUGGAAUGGGCCAGGCCGAUGCUGAAGGACCCAAACAAGCUGGAUCGGGUAAUGGACCCCAGGCUGGAAGGCCAGUACUCUCGUAGCGGGGCCCAUAAGGCCGCAUUGCUGGCCUACAAAUGCCUCAGCCAUCAUCCCAAGCCCAGGCCCACUAUGACCAACGUGGUCGCCCUCCUUGAUUCCCUUCAGGGGUUCCAAGACGAAGACGCAUUUGCGUCCGGCACAUUCGUCUACAUCGUUCCGAACGAAAAUGCGGCCGUGAGGCCGGUUUCCGACGACGGGAAGGGAUCUGGGAGUGGCGCCGAUGAGGAAGGAGAAGGGAAAAGGUCGGGUGACGGUCGCCGGCGCCGGAACCCGCGGCAGCACGGAAAUCGGGGGUUGAGACAUCGAAUCAAGCUGCCGUUGUCGCACCUGGUUACGUAUUCGGACCCGGCACUUUACGACACGUUUUCGAACGGUGGCGACUCUCCCGUUUCUACCCCAACCAGUUUCAGGAAACCCAAAGAGCAACUUUAGUCUAUAUGUAGAGCUGGUUUGGCACAACUUUUUUCAAAUUUCUCCAUUUCCAUUUUUUUUCUUCUUAUAAUAGAUCAAAACUUAGCUCUCUUGUUGAAUUGUAUAUAUAUUUACAAUAUUAUAUUGUAUGAGGAAUGGAUUUGUCAAAAUGAAAGAAAAAAAUGACACUCACAUAAAA
Molecule: messenger RNA, 2029 nt
Organism: Linum tenue
Lineage: Eukaryota; Viridiplantae; Streptophyta; Magnoliopsida; Malpighiales; Linaceae
Source: the annotation of a GenBank genome assembly